GCUCUCUGUUCAAAUGAACGGGAUUUCGUCGCCGCGCGUCGCUGCCGGUCGCUUUUUUUUCGCUGACCUUGCAAACCCGCUUGGGAUCUGUCAUGUGAUGAACCCUGCGUUUGCGGCGAAGCUCUUUACAGACGAACCGCUUCUAACAAGACGGAAAAACUCCCCGAAGAAGAGACCGGACCUGCUGCCGCGCGGUUAUCAUGGGGUGCUGUUUCAGCAGCCACCAGGACAGCCAGAAGAAGCCAUUGAUUCCUGACCCAAACUUGAACGGCGUACCCGGCGAUGACUCUGAGCAAAAUGCGGACAGCCCGCCGUCUAACCACAGAGACGAACAGGCCCUGCUCACGACCAUCCUGCAGCAGACAGCCCUGAACAUAAUCGACGUGUCGGCUGUUGUUUCUCAAGGCCUGGAACAACGUGAAUACAUGGACAGAUCCAGACAGUACAGCACAAAGCUUGGGGUGUGGAGCAGUACUCUGUCUCAGAAGAAGCCCGUUCCUCUUCCGUCGCUGACCGGUCAACCUCACCAGGUGCUCGCCGCUGACCUGGUGCCCUGCUCAGACGUACAGCAGGUGUCUAAGAUCGCUGCGUACGCCUACAGCGCCGUCUCACAAAUCAAAGUAGAUUCCAAGGAAGAGCUGGUGGUUCAGUUUGCUAUACCAUGAUUCAGAAGAAGGACCUCCUCCUUCACUUCCACAACAGACGAGCUGCUAAGAUUCCUUCUGUGAUUUAUUAUUAUUAUUAUUAUUUAGUUUUAUUUUGUUCCUUAGUUCAGUUUCCUGAUCGUUUGAUCUCCGGACUUCUCAGUUACUCUAAUAUUUGUACUGAACUUAAUGGUGUUCCCUCGGUUCGGCUUCACACGUAGUUGGUGGCUUACGUUCUUCCGGUUUAUAUUCUACGGGUUUAGAGCUCGUUGUUAGAUUUCACGCGGAUGGAAAUGAGGCUGAGGGAUAAACCUGAAGUCUUUACGAUGGCACACAGUGUGUUUUCUUUUUUGUUUUGUCAGCUGAACAACUGCUUGGUUGUUACACAGAAGUACAAUCCACUAAACACGCACUACUUCAGUCCCUCACGGGCCAGGAAUAAUCAGGUUUGAAUUGCAAUUUGUGCCUUUACUGUAAAUGAUUUGAGAUAAAUCCAUAGCUUUUCAGCUGAACAAAAGGGGAUGCUUUUUUGUUGUCGUUGUGCGGAAAAAACAAAAGAACUCGUUCGGCGAUCGUUUGUGUAAUUAUUUAUUUUGAUUUUACGUAUUUAUGCAAGCUCGCACACGGCUCUCUAGAUCUGCGGAAGGCGCUUUAGCCUUUCUUUGAGAUUUUUUUUAAAGGGAUUAAACGCACUGCAUUACUCUGACGUUAUGUAGUGCACAAAUAGUGUUUAUUACUGAAAAGUGGAAUACUACCUGAUUUACGGAGAAUACCGACACACUCUCAAUAUACUGUUGAUGCAGUUAUUUUUGUUUUUAAUAAAAUGAUGCAAUAAAAACAUUCACAAUUAUAAA
Messenger RNA from Puntigrus tetrazona (Sumatra barb), 1498 nucleotides. RefSeq names its product ragulator complex protein LAMTOR1-like. The transcript is spliced from 5 exons. NCBI's taxonomy places the organism in Eukaryota, Metazoa, Chordata, Actinopteri, Cypriniformes, Cyprinidae. Bases 201 to 665 code for a protein of 154 amino acids. The record is from RefSeq and is a predicted model, not a curated record. Gene Ontology annotation, cellular component: membrane raft; Ragulator complex; lysosome. Gene Ontology annotation, biological process: endosomal transport; cholesterol homeostasis; regulation of receptor recycling. Gene Ontology annotation, molecular function: molecular adaptor activity; guanyl-nucleotide exchange factor activity.